AUGGAGUCAACGAUUUGCAUGAAUGAGCUUUGUCGUGGCGCGACGUCGUCGUCUGAGUGGAAGAGAGGAUGGAGCUUGAAAUCAGGUGGAUUUGCAAAGCUUUGCUACAACUGCGGAUCUGCUUAUGAAAAUGUUGCAUUCUGUGAAAUGUUCCACCUAGAUGAAUCCGGUUGGCGCAAAUGCAGAAUUUGUGGAAAGCAUAUUCACUGUGGGUGCAUCGCUUCGAAAUAUUUGUAUGAACACAUGGACUAUGGAGGCGUAGGAUGUGUAAGCUGUGUAAGUCGUUUGGGAAAUCAUGCCUUGAGAUCUGUACAGCCAAUUGGUGUUGAAAAUAGAGUGGAUGGUAGUAAUUCUGCAAAGGGAAAGCUUCUGAAAUUUAGCAAUGCAAUGGAGACUUGUGAAUCUGUGCAACACUUAGGAACUUUGGAUGAUGACAACAACAUUAAACAAGAAAAACGCAAACUGUCUGGUAGCCAAGUGGAGACGUGCUUGCCAAAUUUGAAUGUGUGUGAAUCUUUUGAUCAGCCAUCGAAUUUCUCGUUGAACACUCCUGUCAAUUGUUCAAGCUCGUUUAAUGGAGGAAGGGAACAGAACAUGGUUUCUCCACUUCAUCAAGGGCAGCAGAGUGUACACCAUAUGCUCCCCAAGCAACCCAAAGCUAGCCAAAACCAUGACUCGAAAUCGAAGGGAGGAACAAAAACACAAACCAAUAUUGUGAGGCCUCCUGCUGAAGGGCGUGGGGGGCGGGCUCGGUUACUGCCUCGAUACCAAUCUAAGAUUACGGAUCAAGAACUGCAGCAAAUAUCUGGAGACUUGAAAUCAACUGUUGUUCCACUGUUCGAUAAGGUUCUCACCGCAAGUGAUGCUGGUAGAAUUGGUCGCCUUGUCCUUCCCAAAGCGUGUGCUGAAGCAUACUUUCCUCCUAUCGAUCAGUCAGAAGGUCUACCAAUAAAGAUUCAGGAUUUAACGGGGAAAGAAUGGACAUUUCUGUUCAGAUUUUGGCUCAAUAACAAUAGCAGAAUGUAUGUUCUGGAGGGCGUUACCCCCUGUAUAAGGAGUCUGCAAUUACAAGCUGGCGAUACUGUUACAUUCAGUCGAAUUGAUCCCGGGGGAAAAUUAGUUAUGAGUUUCAGGAAGGGGACAAAUAACGGUGACACUCGGGGCUCUCAACAUUCAAACCUUCCCGGUGCUGGUGGCGUUUCUGAAAACCAUACAACCAAACGACUUCCCACAGCAUCUGUCGCCAACAAUGGUUGGAUGAUUCCCGGGUUGAAAACUGAUAAUUCCUCACAAAGUGAAAUUUUGGUUUCACAGAAGAAGACACAGAAUAUCGGGUCCAAAAGAAAGAGGUUUCUGAUGCAAGUGGAAGACGCAAUUGAACUGAGGAUCACAAUGGAAGAAGCACAGGACUUGUUCUGUCCUCCCCCAUCUCUUAAACCGACCAUUCUUACCAUUGAGGACAUUGAAUUUGAAGCGUAUAAUGAACCACCAGUUUUCGGGAAGGCAACAAUUUCUGUCCCGGAUGAGAUUAACCAAACACAACCGGCCACUUCUCUUAGAGUUACCAAAGGCUCAAAGAGGCAAAAAGUUACCAUAGAAAAAACCAAUGAUCACGAGCCUUCUGGCUUAGACGCCUUGAAUACAGAAGAUAACACCGGUGGCCUAGGAAAACAUUCAGUUGGCGCCACUACAAAACAUCCUCGGCAUCACCCUGGCUGUGCUUGCAUUGUCUGCAUUCAGCCUCCAAGUGGGACGGGAAAGCAUCAGCCCAAUUGUGACUGCACCAUCUGCUCGACUUUGAGGCGUAGGCUCAAUACAUUCAAUCAGCGUAAGAAGAAAAGGCAAUCAGACCAUGAAACAGAACUUGCAGUGGGAAAGGACAAGCUACCACCACCCCCAUCAGAAAGGGAUACUGCAAAUGAACCGGGGGCUAUACAUAUGAAUCAUUCAGAAAACGAUCGCGAUCUGAAUAGACAGCGUUAUCCUCCUAUGGAUGUUAGAUCCUGUCAGGGACAAUUGGAUCUCAACUGCCAUCCCAGUUGUGAAGAUGACUUGCAAGUGGAGGUAGAUCGAGGUUGAAUGAGCUUGAUAGCUUUUGAAUCGUGAUCAAUCCAAGGCAGAAUGGUGUAGCAAACCACCUGGCCUGACUAUAAACAUUAUGCAUGACAGAUAUGCUGAUCGAUAUCCAGCUACAGAAAAAGGGUGCAGAUUGAUGACGGGCAAUUUUUCCCAGAGGUUUGCCCAAGACAUUAUAUUGUUUUCUCUGGGAAUUAUAUAUUUUGCACAGGCACAGUAAUGGUGACACUAUGCAUAUAUACAGUCAAAAUGGGAAUUAUAUAUAUUUUGCACAGUAAUUAUAUAUUCUGCUGCUUAGUGUUUACAGGU
Molecule: messenger RNA, 2385 nt
Organism: Ipomoea nil (Japanese morning glory)
Lineage: Eukaryota; Viridiplantae; Streptophyta; Magnoliopsida; Solanales; Convolvulaceae
Product: B3 domain-containing transcription repressor VAL1-like
Exons: 10
Coding region: 1-2079 (692 amino acids)
Molecular function (GO): DNA binding
Source: RefSeq, a predicted model, not a curated record